UUGCAGCAAAUUGCAAAACAAAUCAUCAAUGGCGUUGGCUCGGGUGUUCCUUCUGCUCCUCUUCUGUCUCCUUGUCUCUCAGACUACCUUUGGUCUGGUCCACCGGCUGAAAGAGGACCAAGGCCUCAGUGUCUCGGGCGAGAGAGUGUCAGAGCACAGUAGGACUGUUCUUUUAAGGAACCUGAGGGACCUUCCCAUUGGCCAUGAAGUACCACUACAAGAUACUAACCCACUGGCCCUCAUUCACUACUCAGGCAGUGACAGCAAGGUGAUUCUUAUUGUAACCUACCCAUCCAACCCUGCGUCAACCUGUAAUGUCUACAUUUCAACUGAUUAUGGUGGCACCUUCAGUAAGAUCAAUACACGUCUUCAGUCAACUGGCCCACUUCAUUUGUAUACAAAUAUCAUCAUUAGCCCCGAAGACUAUAGAACAAUAAUAAUUCCUCAUUUAUCUCAAGGUGCUAUGUACAUAUCAACUAACGAAGGGCAGUCCUUUACUUUACGGUCUUUCUCUCCCUCCACUAUCAAUCCUCGUACUCUCAAGUUCCACCCGACUAAGGAGAGCUGGUUCCUUGCACACGACCCUACGACAAGAACUUUGUAUGUGUCUCAAAAUCUUGGAACAAGUUUCAUUGAAAUAUCUAAAAAUGUGAACUCGACUCAUGAAUAUUUAUGGGGUAACAUGCCUUAUGAUGCUGAUCCCAGUACCAUAUACUAUAAUGUUGAUAGUCCUACUGAUCUAACUUCUGAGGUACAUCUCUAUGUUCAGAAGUUUCCCUAUACACCUGCUUCAAGAACUGAGUUUGAUUCUCACUUUGGAGUACAUGACGACUUCUUAAUGAUUGACAGAUACAUAUUUGCACAAAAAACAGUCAACCAGAGAGCUACACUGUACGUCAGUUAUGAUCGUAAACCCUUCCAGAUGGCACAUUUACCUUCAGAGCUACCUCAUCAGAAUUAUUAUGUUGCUAGUUUGGAUGCCAAACAAGCUCUUGUGAUAGUACAACACACCAAUGGUCAGUUUAACCUCUACCUCUCAGAAGAAAUGGGCAUAUACUAUUCUCUCUCACUCCCUGAUAUUGUGUACGGUAAUGGAGUACUGGACUUGGAAAUUGUUGAUUCCAUGAACGGCACCACUUACAUAUGCAAUCAGAACAUUCCUAAUUCUGCCGUUAGGACUCUCAUCUCUUUUGACGCUGGAGGAAACUGGGAAAUGCUCCGCCCACCAACUGCAGACACAACUGGGAACAGAUUAGAAUGUAUUCUGCCGUCGUGUUCCUUACAUUUGCACAUGUCAUCAAGUCAGUACUGGAGGACUGGGGUCUACUCCACUGCUUCAGCACCUGGGAUUAUUAUAGCUCAUGGUGUUACAGGUGCUAAGUUAAAUGAUUCAAAUGUAAAUUUAUUCAUAUCACGAGAUGGGGGUGUGUCCUGGAAUAUGACAUUAAAGUCUUCCUGGGGUGUCAGUGUGUUGGAUUAUGGCGGACUCAUUAUAGCAGCUCAGGACUAUCAUCAGUUUCAGCAGACCCCUUCAAGGCGGUUGGCUUAUUCUUGUAAUGAAGGAAGGUCAUGGAGUUACUUCCAAUUCUCUCAAACCAAUACUGUUGUGUUUGGAGUCAUCACUGAGCCUGGCCAGGGAACCGCUGUUGUAAGUCUGUAUGGCUGGCAGUCAGCUAGUUCUGGUUGGGUUGUGAUUCGAGUUAAUUUCACCAACUCAUUUACAAGAUCCUGCACUGCCAAUGACUACUACAUGUGGACUCCUUAUGACGCUAAGUCAGAUACCGGUUGUUUAUUGGGUGCUAGUGUUCAGAUAGAAAGACGUAAUCCGUUCACUUGUUGUCGCUCAGGGAAGGAAUACUCCCAUAAUGUUAUAUACAGUAUAUGCUCCUGCAUUGAAGAGGACUUUGAGUGUGAUUAUGGGUAUGAACAUGCCAAUGGUAUUACUGGCUCCUGUAUAAGAGAUGAGUCAAUCAGUUUACCUGAUCCUUGUGCUACCAGUGGAGUAUCUGUGUAUUAUCAAUCACAAGGAUAUCGUAAGAUUGGUGGUGAUGUGUGUACUGGAGGUAUAGAGGGUCAGUAUGCUGCUGUAGAGAAGUCUUGUUGUGUGGGUGGAGUCAAUGUUACCACGUCAGGUACAGCUGGUGUUGUUACUGAUAAGGAAGGUGACAAUAUUGCAGUGCUGAUGGGAGUAUUGCUACUAGUGGCACUAUUUAUUAUACUAACAAUGUUUAUUGUUAUGAUAAUACUUGUUGUUAAAUAUAUAAUUCGUCCCAAACCUAGUUCUGGUGUUUACAGUAGAGUUCCAGCUGAUGAAGGACACGUCCAGUAUAGGAAUGGAGCUGAGAGUCCUACUGAUGAUGAUGACGAAAGGCCCCUCCCUUUAUAAAUUAA
Amphimedon queenslandica is the source of this 2391-nucleotide messenger RNA. Its product is annotated as VPS10 domain-containing receptor SorCS1-like. Gene Ontology annotation, biological process: post-Golgi vesicle-mediated transport. Gene Ontology annotation, molecular function: protein binding. The coding region runs from base 29 to 2386 and encodes 785 amino acids. NCBI's taxonomy places the organism in Eukaryota, Metazoa, Porifera, Demospongiae, Haplosclerida, Niphatidae. Gene Ontology annotation, cellular component: Golgi apparatus; membrane. The transcript has 19 exons. The record is from RefSeq and is a predicted model, not a curated record.